This is a messenger RNA of Aaosphaeria arxii CBS 175.79, 1656 nucleotides long. Its product is annotated as FAD/NAD(P)-binding domain-containing protein. The transcript is spliced from 11 exons. Lineage: Eukaryota; Fungi; Ascomycota; Dothideomycetes; Pleosporales. The record is from RefSeq and is a predicted model, not a curated record. Bases 1 to 1656 code for a protein of 551 amino acids. Gene Ontology annotation, molecular function: N,N-dimethylaniline monooxygenase activity; NADP binding; flavin adenine dinucleotide binding.
AUGAUUGACACCAACGCCACACGCAAAUAUGGAUCGUAUCCUCUCUAUGACCGAACACAAAGGGCGAUACAUGUUGUGAUAGCAGGCGCUGGUCCUUCCGGAAUCGCUCUUGCUAUCGAACUGAAAAAGAUCGCAAAUGUAACAUUCCAAAUAUAUGAGAAGAAUCAAGAUGUCGGAGGUACUUGGUUCGAAAAUAGGUAUCCUGGAGCAGCAUGUGACGUAGCGUCUCACGCAUAUCAGUAUACUUUCGAAUGCAAAAAAGACUGGACCAGACACUUUGCGCCUGCCGAAGAGAUCGGCGAUUACUUCAUUUCAGUGGCCAGAAAAUAUGGCCUGUACGAGCAUAUUCGCUUUGACUCUCAGAUUACUGGGGCGGUAUGGAAUGAGGAUGAAGCUAUCUGGUCAAUUGAGGUCUUGCAGAAAACCCCAGUCGAACCAACCCAGGUCCAAGCUGACGUUUUUGUCAAUGCCGGCGGGAUACUGAAUGAUUGGAAAUGGCCAGAUAUCAUGGGCUUGUCCAAGUUUGCAGGAAAAUUGCUACAUACAGCAUCGUGGGACCACAGCUUCGACUGGGCGGACAAAAACAUAGCAGUGAUCGGAUCAGGAGCGACAAGUAUACAGGUUGUACCACAGAUGCAACCGAAGGCUAGGAAAUUGGAAGUCUUUGUCAGGUCACCUACCUACAUCAUCCCACGCGUUGGGUUUGGUGUCGAAUCAUCUACAUUCAACGCACCUUACCUCCAAGAUGAAGUUUCGAGAUUCCAAAAUGAUCCCAAGUACUACAAAGUAUUCAGAAAAAAGGUCGAGCAGCAGAUGAACGAAAAUUUCAUGGGAAGUGUGAAAAACUCUCAAGCACAGAGAGAUGGACGCAAGUGGGCCGAAGGUUUGAUGAGAGACUCUCUGCAAUCAAAAGAGUUACAAGAUAAGCUGAUCCCUGAUUGGGAGCUGGGAUGUCGGAGACUCACUCCUGGCCAGCCAUACCUACAUGCAGUCCAGCAACCAAAUGUGCAUGUCGAGCGCACUCCAAUCACUCGAGUCACUCCGGAAGGCAUUGAAACUACUGACGGGGUGCUGCAUAAUUUCGAUGCGAUCGUGUGCGCGACCGGUUUCAGCGCGUCGUUUUCUGCUCGCUUUGACAUCGUUGGGUCCGGCAAUCAAAAUCUAAGACAAUUGUGGACGAAAGGCGCACCAGAAGCAUACUUGGGCCUCGCUAUAUCUGGUUUCCCAAAUUACUUCGUUAUGCUUGGCCCCAAUUGUCCCAUCGCAAACGGGUCCCUGGUUCCCUGCAUUGAGUACGGUGCAAAAUACAUUGCUCAAGUCUUGAAGAAAAUGCAGACCGACCAGAUCAGGAAAUUGGAUGUCAAGAAGAAAAUGCAGGAUGCAUUCAACGACUAUACGCAAAAUGUGCACCAAGACCUGGUAUGGUCUGGCUCAUGCCAUAGCUGGUACAAAGACAGUCAGAGUGGUAGAGUGACUGCAGUAUGGCCUGGGUCAUCCAUUCACUACAUGGAAAUGAUUGACACGCCUCGAUGGGAAGACUUCGAUAUCGACUAUGUCAAUGAAAACCCAUUCGCCUUCAUGGGUAACGGUGUCUCUAAAAGAGAGGCUUUGGGGAAAGACUUGACAUUUUACUUAGACUCUAUGCCAGAAGACUAA